Messenger RNA from Scleropages formosus (Asian bonytongue), 3394 nucleotides. It is a transcript of the gene rab3c, whose product is annotated as RAB3C, member RAS oncogene family. The record is from RefSeq and is a predicted model, not a curated record. The transcript has 5 exons. NCBI's taxonomy places the organism in Eukaryota, Metazoa, Chordata, Actinopteri, Osteoglossiformes, Osteoglossidae. The coding region runs from base 139 to 825 and encodes 228 amino acids. Gene Ontology annotation, molecular function: GTPase activity; GTP binding.
CAAUGGUCGCGUCCGUGGCCGGCUCUAAAGGGGAGGACAGCGCUCUGGUGCUGAUUUUUCAGCCGCUUUCUGAGGCGCUGGGGAAGCAUCCCACGUAGUGUCGCUAUUAAAAAAUAGCCGAAAUCGGAGGAAAGCAGCAUGAGACACGAAGCAUCCGUGCAGAUGUCUGCUACACAAGAUGGUAAAUUUGGCCAAAAGGAAAGUUCUGACCAGAACUUUGAUUACAUGUUCAAACUUCUGAUCAUUGGAAACAGCAGCGUUGGAAAAACGUCGUUCCUCUUCCGCUACGCAGAUGAUUCCUUCACCUCAGCCUUCGUCAGCACUGUGGGCAUUGACUUCAAAGUCAAAACUGUUUAUAAAAAUGAUAAGAGGAUCAAACUGCAGAUCUGGGACACAGCAGGACAGGAAAGGUACAGGACUAUCACCACAGCAUACUACCGCGGUGCAAUGGGCUUCAUCCUCAUGUAUGACAUCACCAACGAGGAGUCCUUCGGGGCAGUACAAGACUGGUCCACCCAGAUCAAGACAUACUCCUGGGACAAUGCACAGGUGAUCCUUGUGGGCAACAAGUGUGACAUGGAGGAGGAGAGGGUGGUGCCUGCAGAGAGUGGAAGGAUUCUGGCUGAACAGCUGGGCUUCGAGUUCUUUGAGACAAGUGCCAAGGACAACAUAAAUGUUAAACAGACAUUUGAGCGCCUGGUAGACAUCAUCUGUGACAGGAUGUCAGAGAGUUUAGAGACAGACCCAGCUGUUACCACUGGAACCCCGAACCCUAGACUCACUGAUAACCCCCCGCCUCUCCCACAGGCCAACUGUGGCUGUUAGUGACCAGCCCCUCCCUCCUCUCUCUCAGCCAAGAGCCUUGGCCAUAGGGCACAUUUUACAAAGCAGCAAAGACAGCCAGUUCUUUAGGUUUAUCUUUUCCGGUCUCAUUCAUUGCGUGAAUAUCUCAGUUUGACCAGUGCAUAAUGCUCAUGUAACGUGCCAAAUGUACCUUUCCUCCCGAGGGCUGACUUUUAACUUCAACGUAAAUUAAACUCAAGCCACCCACUCUCCCAUAGUACCGAAAAUGCAGAAUCAGAGCUCUUGAUGUGUACUGCCUACAACUUUUCACACCCUGUCUUAUAUUCAUUUUGUAUUUUUAAAGCUCUUGCAUUUCUGGUAGGUCAGUUGGUUCAAAUAACUGGACCAUGCUAAGUACACAGUGUGGUGACUGAUAGAAUGAAGUCGAAGAUCACAUCUCCUAUGUCCACAGAGGUAGGGGGUCACACCCCCUCCAUCAUGUAAAUCCACAUUUCUUAGACUGACUUCCAGUACCAGCUAUAGUUUGUCAAACCAGUCAAAUCAUAGCAUUAAGAAAACAUUUACUAUCAGUGUGUACAAACAUACAGGAGACUGAGCAAACACAAGUGACCAUUCUGAAGACCCUCACCCUUAGAAUAGCUUGAUUUUAUCUUCCAUUAUUUCUCUGGUGGUAAGAGGUUGCACAGUUUCCUGUAUAGCAUCUGUGAGAAGUCAAGCAAAUUUACAGUGCAUGCCAUUAAUUUUUUUGAAGUUCCAUACACCUGUCUCAGGACUGGAAGGAGGUGGGAGGGAGAGACCUGUCCUAAACAAAGCAAGAUUCUGUGGGAUCCAUCCAAGACCAAUCCUACACACUUUAAUUACCUUGGUUACACCAUGGCAACAGUGACAAACUUCAUAUUUUGACAGGGGAAUAAAGUUGGCUAUGUAUUUAUGAAUUACAUGUAUGUCAGUGCAUGCUUGUGUGGCUGAUUGUGUGGGUAUGUCUGUGUGUGAGUAUACAUACAAUAUAUAUAUCUGACUGAAGUUAACCUUAGCGAUAAACUACCUUUAUAAAAUGUGUGGCCUUUUAGAAUCUGCAGCAAUUCUUAACAUUCAGUACGAAUGUUAACAUUCACGUAAACAGCUUCUACUAAAUAUGUUGUUACGUAAUUAUACUUUAUGUGCAUGUGCCCCAUUUCCAUUUAGUUCAGCUCCUGAGAAACUUAUUAUUCAAGCGUGGCCUUUCAGCAUCCCCAUUGUGUGAACUUCCUUUAAAUUUCCAUAGUAUUUGUGAACAUAUAUGUUUAUUUUCAAGUAACUGCCAAACCAAAACAACUCAAGUUCCGAAUGAGAGGUGCCCAGGUGUGUUGGGCUCCCUUACUGGUGCUGAGGUUCAACCAGUUCCAUUGACUCUAGUUUAUAGCACAAAAGUGCUUAAAAAGUGUUUCAGGAAUAGUUUGAUUUUAAAAACUAAUCCCGGUAGUCUACUGUGUGCGCAUUUUUCACUGGUCUUUAAGCAAUUGACAACCUCAGUACUGAGGCACAAGGGUAAAUUAGUGGAAUUUCAGGUAAUAAGGAGUUCAGUCACACAGGUUACAGUCAAGCAAGAGUGACAUGUCUGUCCCUUCGCUCUGUUGUUACUCAUUAUUGUGAUCUUGGGGCUGCAGUCCAUCAUUCAUUUUCACGAGUGCAUUUUAUAUAAUAUGUACAAGAGAAAGGAGAGGUUUCCUCAGUGUUCCUGGGAAAGGCUGACUUACUGCACACCCAGUGCCUGUCUUGUGAGAGAACUAUUUUCUGUUUUGUGGCCUGUAGAUGCCCUUUGCAGGAAAUCACACAUCUGGGCUUUAAAAAAAAAAAAAGAUGUCCACCUGAUGAUCUGGACCGCAGGGCAAGCAAUGCUUGAAAAUUCAUCAACUACAUUCAUACUUCAACUAAAAAUAAAAUUUGAUAAAAAAGCAAAUUAGUUCAUUGUGACAUUAGUGUUCUCAUGGCAUGAAUUGUAUACAUUUUUAUCUGUCAUAACUGUUUAUCAUGGUAUAGUAUCUGAAACCACAGCUAUCAUUUAAGACAGCAUCAGUAUUAAUGCCACACUAUACAGGCAUACAGCUCCCCCUUUUUAAAAUUUUACCCAUACUCCAAGUUAAUACCCAACAACUUGUUUUAGAUUAUAUUCAACCAUGCCAGUCUGUAUGCUAAAGUAGGUUCUUAGCAUGUGUGAUUUUUUUUUAAAAAAAAAAAAAACAGAUCUAUAACGCAUUGUAAGUCUUAGGUGUUGUGUGACAUGGUGAAUAAUUGGUGUACAGCAAUCUAUAUGUAUUUAUUGUUGAAUUUGUUGUGCAUCUUCAGACAUGCUUCUGAGGUGCAAUGGGCCAAUAAGUGCAAUAGUUCAAUACCACAUUCUUGUAUAUAGCGCUGCCCUUCCCCUGUAUGUGCGCUGUGGUUUGAGUGGAUGUGCAGGUGUUUGUGUACCUUGGUCUCAGUGUAAUUACUCUCCUCUGUUUGGUGAGUGCUUAUCAUUAAGAUAGAGAUUAGAGACAUGGCUACUAUGGAUAAAUAACAGUUUCUUGUUCUAGUACAGAACAGCCCAGUGACACCAAAAAAAAAAAAAAAA